This is a messenger RNA of Diaporthe citri, 444 nucleotides long. RefSeq lists its product as uncharacterized. NCBI's taxonomy places the organism in Eukaryota, Fungi, Ascomycota, Sordariomycetes, Diaporthales, Diaporthaceae. The record is from RefSeq and is a predicted model, not a curated record. Bases 1 to 444 code for a protein of 147 amino acids. The transcript has a single exon.
AUGAAGUUCACCACUGCCAUCUUCCUCACCCUCCUCACGGCCUUCACAACCGCCGCCCCCUUAGAGCCCCAGACUGUCCCAUACGAGCUACAGGAUAGCGAGGCCCACAACGCCACAGCCCAGGUCCUCGUCGAGCGGCGCUCGCAGACCGGCAAGAUGACCCACUACACGCCAAGCAUGGGGUCCUGCGGCAAGACGAACACGGAGAAGGACCUCGUGGUGGCCAUCUCCAAGGGCAUGUACGGGACGUACGCGAACCCCAACGCCUCGCCAAUGUGCUCCAAGUCAGUGAGCAUCAAGUGCAACGGCAAGACCAUCAAGGCGGCCAUCAGGGACAAGUGCAUGUCGUGCGGCAACGGGAACAUUGAUGUCUCCCCCGCCGUGUUCACGCACUGCGGAGCGCUGAGCACAGGAGUUAUUGCUGUGACUUGGGAUGUGGUGUGA